Achroia grisella is the source of this 739-nucleotide messenger RNA. Its product is annotated as putative nuclease HARBI1. The record is from RefSeq and is a predicted model, not a curated record. Bases 9 to 710 code for a protein of 233 amino acids. The transcript has a single exon. Lineage: Eukaryota; Metazoa; Arthropoda; Insecta; Lepidoptera; Pyralidae.
UCUCUCGGAUGCACAAUUUUAUAGGAUUUCCAAAUUCUGAAAGGAACCUCAAGAGAGUGAAGGAUGAAUUUGAAUACCUGGGGCGUAUAGGCAGAUAUGGUGGCUUCAAGAAUAUGAUAGGGGCACUGGACUGUACUCUUGUUAAAAUAAGUAAGCCAAGAGGUAUUGAGCAUACAGAACAGUAUCGGAACAGAAAUGGGUACUUUUCUAUAAAUGUACAGGUUGUUGGUGAUCCAUGUUUAAAAAUACAGGACAUAGUAGUGCGAUGGGCUGGAAGCACACAUGACAGUCGGAUUUUUAGAAAUUCCCGACUAAAUGUUAGACUGCAGAACAAUGAAUUUGAUGGCAUGUUAGUUGCAGAUGCUGGUUAUUCAUGCACAAGGCACCUACUUACUCCAGUGUCUAAUCCUACAACAGCUGCUGAAGAAAGAUAUAAUAAGGCCCAAAUAAAGACGAGGAAUUCUGUGGAGAGAUUGUUUGGAGUAUUAAAACGGAGAUUCCCAGCCUUGCACAAAGGCUUGGCAACCAAAUUGAGAACCGCAGCUAAUAUUAUUAUUGCAUGUGCUGUUUUACAUAACAUAGCUCUGGAAGCUAUAUAUGACCUUAUAGAAGAUUUAGAGGAAUUAAAUGUAGCCGACCACAAUAUAACUACUGCAGCAACAACAGUUGCAACCAGUGAUGGAAUGGUUCUUCGAGCAAACAUAAUUUGAAGAGAUUUUACUGAAUUUAUAAGCUGUUA